GCGUAUUGAGUUUCAUUUAAAUUUUACAACGGUCUUUUAGUUCCAACCGCGGCCACUCGCAUUUGGAUCGGUGAAAAAAUUUACCUGACAAAAUGGAAUUGGAUCAAGUGUUAAGAUAUGAAAAUGGUCAAAAAUUAUUCAUGGAAUUUCUUCGCAAAGAAUUUAGUGAAGAAAAUUUGGAAUUUUGGCUUGAAUGUCAACGAUUGAAAAAUAUUUCCGAUGUUAAAUUGAUUAAAAAAUUAUCUAGAGAAAUUUAUUCCAAAUAUAUUUCGUUGAAUGGUUCAAAAACUGUUAACAUUGAUUCGAAUACAUUGAAAAUGAUUCGAUCUAAUCUUAAUAAUCCAUCAAACAAUAUUUUUGAUAAAGCAGCCAAACAUGUUUAUGAAUUGAUGGAAAAUGAUUCAUAUCAACGAUUUAUGCAAACUACGGAAUAUCGAAAUCUUCAAUCAUCUUUAACAAUAGAGAAUCGAUCAUUAUCAAAUCGUAAAAGAAAAUCGAUUCCUAUAUAUGAGCCAGCUGAGGAUUCUAUUCACUAUCGUAGAACAGGACCGAUAUUUUGUGAUAAUAAUCAAUUAUCUCGAAUCAAAAAUUCACCCAUAUUAGCAAGAAGAUGGUCAAAUCAUCAAUUCAUCAAAGUAAUCAUGCCUGAUGGAUCAUAUGAAUUUGUUUCGAUCAUACAACAAUCAAUAAUUGGUUCAGUAAUUGAAAAUCUAUUGAUUAAAAGAUCGAUGCAAAAUUAUUGUUUUAAAAUCAUUGCCAUUGGAGAUAAUCAGGAAAUCGAACCAACUAGAAACAUUUCAUCUCUAGUCAUGACCGAUAUUCGAAUAGAAAGAGUGAUAAAUUUUUCCAUUUGUUUUCCUGAAGGAUAUAUGCUUUGCAUAGAAACUAAUCCAAAUAAAUUGGCUUAUUAUACCAUUGAAUCGAUAUUGAACAGAUUUGGAAUAUUCAUUCAUGACGUUGAAUUGACAAAUGAACAUGGUGUUAAACUUUGUGUUGAUUCAUUACUUAAAUCUUCUUCAUUUCUCGACGAAUGUGUGAUCAAUGUCAAAUAUAUGAGCAGUCUUCGAACAUUCUUGGAUUUAGGUGAUUUUAAUGAUCUUAAUCAAUUAAUCGAAGAUGGUAUCAUUAUCAAAUCGGUGAAGCAUAAAAAAUAUCAUGAUCGAAAGGAAAAGCCAUUCGAUUUUUUUGCUAUUGAUUGUUGUGAUCAAUCGAGAAAUGUAAAAAAGAUCGAAGAUGAUCGAUAUGAAAAUAUCGACAAUAAUCAAAUAAAAGAUAUUGAAAAUGUUGAUCUUGGAAAUUUAAGUUUCAGUAAUGAAACUAAAACGGAAGCAUUUUUGCUAAAUAUGAUGAUAAACGAUUCGAAUAGAUUCAAUUUUACCUGCUCAUCAAUGAAACAAAAUUAUUAUGAAAAUAUACAUGUUGAACAGAAAGAAAAUGAGAAUGAUAAAAGAGAAGACAGUAAAAAUUUACAUCAUGCAAAAUUCGUUUAUAUUGAUGAACCAUUAUAUGAAAACGAUCAGAUUAUUAGACAAGAAAUUAAUCGAAAAAACAUUUCAAAAAUAUCAAAAAUUAGUGAUAGUCCAUUUACCAAAUAUAUUCAAGAAUCACCAGUGAAAUUUUCGAUAUCUCAAUGUCCCGAAUAUUGUUCAAGAACGCAAUCAAAAAAUUCUACUCAUUUAAACAAAAAGAAGUCAUUAGCUUCAAUCAAACCGGAUUUAAUUUCCAUAACUCCGAAAACUCGAAUACGAACAUUAUCCAAGUUUCAUAAAUUCGUCUAAUGAUUUUUCAAACUUUCAAGUGUGAGAAAAUUUCCAGAAAACAUUCAUGUUUACGAUAAAUUUUCCAUUCAUCCAUGUG
Molecule: messenger RNA, 1857 nt
Organism: Dermatophagoides pteronyssinus (European house dust mite)
Lineage: Eukaryota; Metazoa; Arthropoda; Arachnida; Sarcoptiformes; Pyroglyphidae
Product: regulator of G-protein signaling loco-like
Biological process (GO): regulation of G protein-coupled receptor signaling pathway
Cellular component (GO): plasma membrane; cytoplasm; nucleus
Molecular function (GO): GTPase activator activity
Source: RefSeq, a predicted model, not a curated record